UAAUUUCUAAAGUCAAAGUAUUAAAUGGAAAUAGCAUUUAAUAAUAAAAGUUACGGUCGUGGAAAUUAAAUAGAUCGUCGUUUUAUUGAUACUAAAAUUUUCUGUUGUUCGACUGAGCGAUAAAAUUGAAUUAAUAUGCUUCAGUGGUAUCAAAUAUACAUACUUUCAGUUUUUUUAUUUGAUAUAAAAUAUGUUAAUCUUCAAAAUAUCACACCAGUGCUUCCUCCAACCACAGAGAUUAUUGAUUUUACGAAUAUAAAUCCGGCUGUUGCCUGCAAAUUUCAACCCAACGGUUAUGACUGUGAUGGAAGUGACCUAUACGUACCAAAAUUCUACUUUGAUCUGAAGAUGGAGGAUUGUAAGACAGCCUUUGUUGGCAGUUGCCCACACAAUUUGAAUGUGUUCAAAACGUUAUCAGACUGUCACCAGACAUGUCGAGAUGUUGGAUUGCAUCGAAUACCAAAAACGAUGUCACCAAGAAUUUUUUGUAGAUUGCAGUACGAUUUUGGACAUUGUAAUGGAUAUUAUCAGAAUGAGAGAAAAGACAUGUUUUCGCUCCGACUAAGGAUUUGAAGAAUCUCCAGGUCUAGAAUAAUAGGCAGUUACAAAUAGAUGGCCAUAUAUACACAGUCAAAUAACUGCAAAAAUAUAGAAUCGAAGUCAGUGCUUCUAAAAUUUUGAAUUACUUAAGUUUUUUUACUUAAACUUUCAAAAAUGGAACCCUUCAUAAAUUAUAUACAUAUAAUGACUU
This is a messenger RNA of Nymphalis io (European peacock), 751 nucleotides long. RefSeq names its product tissue factor pathway inhibitor-like. The record is from RefSeq and is a predicted model, not a curated record. Gene Ontology annotation, molecular function: serine-type endopeptidase inhibitor activity. Lineage: Eukaryota; Metazoa; Arthropoda; Insecta; Lepidoptera; Nymphalidae. The transcript has 5 exons. The coding region runs from base 136 to 573 and encodes 145 amino acids.